Messenger RNA from Microplitis demolitor, 2619 nucleotides. Its product is annotated as longitudinals lacking protein, isoforms F/I/K/T-like. The coding region runs from base 109 to 585 and encodes 158 amino acids. The record is from RefSeq and is a predicted model, not a curated record. The transcript has a single exon. Lineage: Eukaryota; Metazoa; Arthropoda; Insecta; Hymenoptera; Braconidae.
UUUAUUUCUUUCGUUACUUCCCCCCUUAUUAAUUCCUCACUUAAACAAUUAUUAUUUUAUGAUUUUGUUUUAAAUAUAUUUUUUUUCGCCCGGGCAAUUGUUACAGGAAUGGGUGCACUAAUUUCACUUCUUCGUUCGGAAUACACCGGAAACAGAACCAGCAAAUUUCCAAUGAAGAAAACAAGAUCGACAGUAAGCAGCGAGAGUCGCAGCACCCGUUCACUCGACGGUAGUUUCAGCGAAAGUACAACGACAACAACAACAACAAUAACACGUGAGCGUUCAACCCGCGAGGUAAUAUUUCCAGAUUCCUUUGAAGUAUUGCCGCAGCCGCGGGAUCUGACCUACGUCGGGCUGCCCCACGAGCAGCAGCGUAAAUUCCGGUGCCGCUUCUGCGGCAAAGGCUACCGAUGGAAGAGCACAAUGCGUCGACACGAGACGGUAGAGUGCGGAGGCAAACCUCCGGCUUUUCAGUGUCCCGAGUGUCCCUACAAAGCUCGUCAGCGCGGUAACCUUACGGUCCAUUACAAACGUCACCACCAGAAGAUGCCCUACGACGAAGUUUCUCAGGGCUCGCGCGAUUAACUUUUGUAAUUUUAAUUACUAAAUUAUAAUAAUAAUAAUAAUUAUUAUCAUCAUCGGUCUUCAUAUCACUGUUACGUAAUUGAAAAAAAAAUUUUACAAAAAUUUAUCAAACUAAUUUAUGAAGAUAUUCCAUAUAUUUUUUAUACUCUCUAAUAAUUAAGUAAAAUAAUUAUUAAAAAAAAAAAAAAAUAAAAUUAGUUUGAUAAAUUUUUUGUUCUCUAUAUAUUUUAAAAAAUUUUUUACUGGAAUAUUUUUAAAAAUAAUUAUAAAUACCGUACCGUCCACAAAAAAAUAGAUUUUUAUCUGGGUUUGAAGCAUCGUAGAAAAUUUUACGGUAUCUACAACAACCGUUAUUCGGUAAAAAUCGCUUCACUUAACACACACUCACACACCUACCUCAUUUAAAUUUCUAUAUAUUUAUAUUCAUAUAUUUUUUGUUAUUUUUAUUUAUUAUUUUGAACUAAUAAAUGAAAAUAUAUAAAUAUAAGUAUAAAUAAACGAACAAAAAUGUUUAAAAUUUUUUGAAUAUUUGAAUGCUGAUUUUGCGCGCGCAGAAAUACUCAAACCGGAAAAUAAUCUAUCAAUAUCUGCUUUAAGUAUUUAUAAUUAUUUUAAAUAAAAAUCAAGUAACAGUGAGUGGAUUUAUUUUUUUUACGGCCUUUUUACCCGAGCCUUAGGACAAUUUAUUGGGUAUGUAAAAAAAAUAUUAUAUAUAAAUAUAUAGUAUAUAUUUCUAUCGUUUAAAUAUUUGUAAACGGGUGCUUCGAUUUUUUUUUACUUAAAAAAAAAUUUUAAAUGUAACAAAAUUAAAAUUUGGAUUACAAGUUUUUAGUCCAGUAUCUUACUAACGUUAUAUUUUCAAAUCGCGUUCCCGCGUUUUAUUAAUUAAGUGAUUAAAGUUGGGUAGAUAAUUUGAAAGCGGCCUUAUAAUUAUAAAUAAAUGUAAGUAUGAGUGUGAGAAAAAUUAAAAGAGCAUUUUCUGGAAAAUUUAUUAUAGAUAUAUAUUAUUAUUUAUAUGUAUUCUUAUAAAUAAUUUGAAAAUUUACUUUUAUGACAGAGAAUAUUUUUGUGUAAUUGUUGUGCGAUGAAUAGACACUAAUUGUUAUUACUAUUAAUAUAAAUAAGUAUGAUAAUAAACGGACGUCAAAUUGAAAUAACAUUGAAGACGUCAGUAUUUUUUAUAUCAGUAUUUAUAGCGAAUUAGUCGCCAUUUACUAUUGUGCCUGCAACGAAAAUUAGUUGGGAUUUUUUUUCCGUUCAUUUAAAUAGUAAUAUUAAUUAUCAUUAUAUACAGACGUAACUGAUUUUAUUUAAUCAACUUGAGGCUCACAAAAGUGCUCUUUUCAAAUAAAUUUUUUUACCCGUUUUUAAAGAAUUCAACUUUUUUUUUUUUUUUUUUUUUUGUAAAUGAUAUUAUACGAGAUUUAUUGUUAAUUUACGAGAUUUAAAUUUGUCUGGUGAGAUUAUUAUUAUUUACGCGAAUGAAAAAUUAUAGAAAGGUUUUUUGAGUUUUAGAACUUUUGAAAAUUUUGAUUUUUUAAAUUGAAGAUAGCGAGACCUCUGGUAAGGCUCGUUUUGAUAAAAUAUAUGAGUUGUAUGCAGAAAUUGGGUUACCUUUUAAGAAUAUCGUAACUUUGAAAUCUCGCGGCAAUUUUCAAAUUUAAAAAAAAAAUCUACGAUCUUUAAUAAAGCAACAGAAUUUUUUAUUGGAAAAAUUAAAUGCACCUCUGCUGCAUAUUUUAAAAAAUAAAAUUUUUACUUGGGAUCAUAUUAACAUUUUUCUUAAUUACCAAAUGAUAAAAUGGGUUAUGAUUAUUUAAAAAAAAAAAAAGUAUACGAAAAAAUACGAUUUUGGGAAAUCAUAUUUGAAUUAUUUUUAUUGGCAUAAAGAAUAUUAAACAAAUUAUUAUAUGAUGAAAAUAAAAAAAAAUUAGUUACUUCGUAAGGUUUAUAAAUAUGUAUCUUAUAUAUUUUAUUGAGUAUGACAUUUUAAUUAAAUUUUCCGUCUUUAGUUUUUAAUUUCAUAGUAUGGAA